Messenger RNA from Alternaria ethzedia, 864 nucleotides. RefSeq lists its product as uncharacterized. The record is from RefSeq and is a predicted model, not a curated record. The transcript is spliced from 4 exons. The coding region runs from base 1 to 864 and encodes 287 amino acids. Lineage: Eukaryota; Fungi; Ascomycota; Dothideomycetes; Pleosporales; Pleosporaceae.
AUGAAGACCUCAUCCAUCGCCCUCACCCUUGCAGCAGCUGCCGUUACGAGCGCACAGGAUCCGUUCUACAACAUCAGCUCUGCACCAUUCUUCUUAGUCGUCACAUCCGAAGACGGAAAGGUCAAUGACACGCUAAGCGCCUGUCACGUCGGUGCAGCCAUCGAAUCACUCUGCCUCAGCAACGCUGGCGUAGGUGACAGCCCAGAACCUCUCGACGGCGCACAAUUCCAAUUCAACACAUCCGUCUACUCUCAAGCACCAGAGGACGGCUUCGGCGUACCAGGCAUCUUGACCUGGUGGUUGAACACCACCACCCUCGACAUUCCCUCAUCGGCGGCUUUCAACCUCGACCCAACUUCCAACCUCGCAGGCAUCACUCUCAGCCCCGGAAGCGGAAGCGAUACAACUAUGCUGGCUUUCGACUCCCAGGACGAACUCACGUAUCAGGGCUACGUCCGCGGCGAGAACAACACAGGCAACUACCAGGAAUUCUACCGCUGGUAUGCAUGCGACACGGACUAUGCCAGCUACGGGUACAACAACCUGGCAUGGGGAUUGGACACUGCCAUCACAAACACCUACGGCACCCAAGGCAUCCUCUCCUGGACCAUCCCCUACGACCCCUACCCCAUCGACCUCUCCGUGCUCCUCCAACCCCAAGAUAUCGUCCCCUUGUCCAUCGCCCAACUCGCCAUAACCUACAGUGGCGACGGCAGCCUCUCCUUCGACAACAACGACGUACUAAACUUCCAGAAUCCGAUUACUUGGGGGGCUGAGAAACCUGAGAUGGGGGAGUGGACGGGAUAUUAUCGCUGGUGGGUUUGCUUCACGUACUAUGGAACGGGAUCCGCCGAGUUGUGUUAA